Rhododendron vialii is the source of this 1032-nucleotide messenger RNA. Its product is annotated as 2-pyrone synthase-like. Gene Ontology annotation, biological process: polyketide biosynthetic process. The transcript has 4 exons. Gene Ontology annotation, molecular function: acyltransferase activity, transferring groups other than amino-acyl groups. Bases 1 to 1032 code for a protein of 343 amino acids. Lineage: Eukaryota; Viridiplantae; Streptophyta; Magnoliopsida; Ericales; Ericaceae. The record is from RefSeq and is a predicted model, not a curated record.
AUGGCUUUGGUGAACCACAGAGAGAAUGUGAAGGGACGAGCUCAGAUUCUGGCGAUUGGCACAGCAAAUCCGAAGAAUUGCUUCCGUCAAGCUGACUAUCCGGAUUAUUACUUCCGCAUUACCAAAAGCGACCACUUGAUCGACUUAAAAGCUAAGUUCAAGCGCAUGUGCAUGCGUCAAUUGCAUGUCCUGAAUUCGGAGUGGAAAACUGAAAAAUUGGAUCGAGUGCUUGAAUUUGGCCGGACCUGCUACGAGCUCAUCAAUCUCCUUGGCCUCAAGCCUUCCGUGAAGAGGUUCAUGUUGUACCACUUGGGUUGCUACGGCGGCGGCACCGUCCUCCGCCUCGCCAAGGAUCUGGCCGAGAACAACCCCGGGUCACGCGUCCUCGUCGUCUGCUGCGAAAUCAUGUCCAGCGCUUUCCACGGGCCGCCUUCUUUGCAGCACGCCCAUUUGGAUAUUCUCACGGGGCACGCGAUAUUUGGUGACCGCGCUGGAGCUGUCAUCGUCGGCUGCGUGGAUCCUUCUGGUGGUACUAAUGGGAUCGUUGAAUGCGGCGUCAGACGUUACGAGCAACCUCUGUUCGAGAUCCAUUCUGCUUAUCAAACAGUACUACCUGAUUCCGAGGACGCAGUCGGAGGACUUCUGCGUGAGGCUGGACUUAUUUAUUACUUGUCCAAGAGGCCAAGAAUGGGAUCGGGUGGUUUAAUGGCGGCGGCCGUCACGACAAGAAUUUUCGAAAACGUAAUUAUUAUAUUUCAUCCUGCCGGGAGGCCGAUUCUGGACAAAAUCGACGCGAAACUGGGACUGAACAAGGAAAAGCUGAGGGCGAGCAGGCAUGUGCUGAGGGAUUACGGAAACAUGUGGAGUUUAAGCGUGCUGUUUGUUUUGGAUGAGAUGAGGAAAGGGUCGAUUGCGCAACGAAAGACUACUACCGGUGAGGGAUUCGAGUGGGGCAUUCUCCUCGGGUUUGGACCCGGUGUCACUGUCGAGACCGUUGUGUUGCGUAGCGUCCCUAUGACCAAACUUAAAUAG